UCCACGUCUUAUUGGAAGGCCACAAGCCCAAAAGGCCCAGACCAAACACAACACAAAGACUUACUUCUUCUUCAGUCUACACAAUCAAGAGGUGAGAGAAGGGUUUAAGCUUAAACCCAGGUACAAUAGAUGGCUCUAAGAUCGGCGGCGGCAGUGGCACCUCGCGGCCUAUCACGGCUUUUCUCCACGAUUUCAACUUCUCAUUUCGUUCCUCCGCCGUCCCCUGCGGCUGCUCAGGCUCGGGAAAAGGCUGAGCCCAGCACCAACCUCUUCGUCUCCGGACUCAGUAAACGCACAACAACAGAAAAACUGCAGGAAGCCUUUUCUCAAUUUGGUGAAGUUGUACAUGCUAGAGUGGUGACUGAUCGUGUAUCUGGUUAUUCAAAGGGUUUUGGUUUUGUAAAAUAUGCUACCUUAGAUGAUGCCGCGAAAGGUAUAGAGGGCAUGGAUGGCAAGUUUCUAGAUGGUUGGGUCAUAUUUGCAGAGUAUGCAAGACCUAGACCUCCAUUUGGUCAACACGGAAACAAUAUGGCUCCUCCAUACGGUCGUCAAUGACUCCUAAACUCAAAAAGACGCCUCUCUUUAUUUAUUUUGCAUCUAUCAAUUUCUAUUUUAUCAAUAUAGUUGACAAUCUUAAUUUUAAGGUUGAGUGAUCUCAUUCAUACUUGGCAGUUUUAAGUUUUGGAGAACUUCAACCAGCCUAAUAUAUAAACCAAGAUUGAAUAGGUAAUAUAUGGUCAUCACAUUGUCAUUCAUCAUAAAUUUCGUAUGCAGAACUAUUUGCUUUAUGAACAUUUAUAAGAAUUUGAACUAUGUAAACCUUACAAGUAGAGACUCAAAGCUUUAUAAUGGAUAGAGUUGUUCA
This is a messenger RNA of Humulus lupulus (European hop), 865 nucleotides long. RefSeq names its product organelle RRM domain-containing protein 2, mitochondrial. The record is from RefSeq and is a predicted model, not a curated record. The transcript is spliced from 4 exons. Gene Ontology annotation, cellular component: ribonucleoprotein complex; mitochondrion. Bases 130 to 555 code for a protein of 141 amino acids. Gene Ontology annotation, molecular function: RNA binding. Lineage: Eukaryota; Viridiplantae; Streptophyta; Magnoliopsida; Rosales; Cannabaceae. Gene Ontology annotation, biological process: mitochondrial mRNA modification.